AUGGAGGAAAAGGAGUGUCCCGUGCUGACCACCUCCACGGGGGCCCCCGUAGGAGACAAUCAAAACUCCCUGACAGCGGGGCCCUAUGGCUCAGUGCUCCUUUCGGACUUCCACUUGCUGGACAAACUGGCCCACUUCGACAGAGAGAGAAUCCCCGUAGGAUCACAGUCCAGGGCUUAG
Molecule: messenger RNA, 180 nt
Organism: Eimeria tenella
Lineage: Eukaryota; Apicomplexa; Conoidasida; Eucoccidiorida; Eimeriidae
Product: Catalase, related
Exons: 2
Coding region: 1-180 (59 amino acids)
Biological process (GO): hydrogen peroxide catabolic process; response to hydrogen peroxide
Cellular component (GO): mitochondrion; cytoplasm; peroxisome
Molecular function (GO): heme binding; catalase activity
Source: RefSeq, a predicted model, not a curated record